UAGUGGUACAAGUUGAAGGGUUAAAAUGGAGUUUACCCCUUUUCUUUUAAUGUUAUUUUUUUUCAAAAAUUGGAGUACAUUAGCCCCGUUAUUCGUCGAACAGUCCAGACGACACUUGCUCGAAACUACUUCCAAAAUCUCACAACCCAUUUUCCGGGUUAGGGUUUUAGCCGCAGAGAUGCAGCAACCACCGCAGAUGAUACCCGUGAUGCCUUCAUUUCCACCAACGAACAUCACAACCGAGCAAAUUCAAAAGUACCUCGAUGAGAACAAGAAAUUGAUUUUGGCAAUACUGGAUAAUCAGAACCUCGGAAAACUUGCUGAAUGCGCCCAGUACCAGGCUCUGCUUCAAAAGAAUUUGAUGUAUUUAGCUGCAAUUGCUGAUGCCCAGCCACAAGGACCAGUGAUGCCUACUGCUCAGAUGGCUCCACAUCCUGCAAUGCAACAAGGAGGCUUUUACAUGCAGCAUCCUCAGGCGGCAACAAUGGCUCAGCAACCAGGUAUUUUCCCUGCAAAGGGGCCCUUACAGUUUAAUAACCCACAUCAAAUGCAGGAUAAGCAACAGCAGCAGCUGCAGCUGCAACUACAGCAGCAACAAGCAUUCCAAGGGCAAAUGGGUUUGAGACCUGGAGGGCCCAACAACGGUCUGCACCCUGUUCACAGUGAGACCACGCUUGGAGGUGGCAGCAGUAGUGUCCCCCCUUCAGCUUCAGCUGCAGCUCCGAGUGAUGUACGUGCAGGAAGCGAGCAAGAUGCCCCUGAGACAGGGACCACUGGAACUGAUGGGCGGAGCAGCUCCACUGCUGGACCUGGCGGUGGUGAUGGAGAAUAGUUCUAUAUGAAGGGUUUGGAGGAAACAAUGUGACCUGGCUUCAUGUGGGUGCAAAUUGCCUUUGAUGGCCUUACAGUAGAAAUUGUAUGUCUGGUGAUCUUUGUCAUAAUGAACAUGUAGAAGUUUUAGUUUUUACAGAACAGGUAGGCUUGUUGUGCAAUUAGAAUCUGGUAUCGAUGAAAUUCUAGCGGCUGGCGUAGACAAAGACGAUUUUCCGUAGCGAUGAAGGGUUGGUGAUUUUCCUUUUUAAUUUAGCUGUUGUGUUGUAGCUGAAGAAGGAAAGCAAGCUUGUGGUCUCAAACUUCUGUCUUCUGUAUUAAAUUUCAGGCAGUGUGUGGACUAUGGGAUGUUUUGAAGAAGCUGAUCCUCACAAAUUUUUAGUGUUGGUCAUGGUCUGUUAGGCUUGACGUGUGGUAUGUAGAUUCGUAGAAUGACUGAAUGAGCCUCUGUGUAUCAUAAAUGAUACCUUUUUUUUUUUUUUUUGUUUUUGUAAUGGGUGAAAUUGUGUGUUGUUGUGCCGUUAUACUGGCUAGCUUUUUCCCGGUGGACCUUGAAACUUAAAUGGUUUGGGGGCAUUUGUAUGUUUGGAAAAUUGAAUUCAACAAUCCAAUUGAGUACUUGAAAUUUAACAAA
This is a messenger RNA of Cornus florida, 1465 nucleotides long. RefSeq names its product GRF1-interacting factor 3. The record is from RefSeq and is a predicted model, not a curated record. The coding region runs from base 26 to 832 and encodes 268 amino acids. Gene Ontology annotation, biological process: positive regulation of transcription by RNA polymerase II; cell population proliferation; leaf development. Lineage: Eukaryota; Viridiplantae; Streptophyta; Magnoliopsida; Cornales; Cornaceae. Gene Ontology annotation, cellular component: nucleus. The transcript is spliced from 5 exons. Gene Ontology annotation, molecular function: transcription coactivator activity.